Messenger RNA from Sitophilus oryzae (rice weevil), 594 nucleotides. RefSeq lists its product as uncharacterized. Bases 92 to 526 code for a protein of 144 amino acids. Lineage: Eukaryota; Metazoa; Arthropoda; Insecta; Coleoptera; Curculionidae. The transcript has 3 exons. The record is from RefSeq and is a predicted model, not a curated record.
UAUUUUGUCAGUGUCAUUUUGUCAUUAAUACUUUUAUCAUUUAUAAAAAAAACAUAAUAUUUUUAUUGUAUUAGACUUAUAUUAGUCCGAUAUGUCUAAAAAAGCUACGUGGUAUACUCCUAUAGCUCGAAUAAAAAACCGUGAGGAAGUAUGGAGUAGAAUUGAAAGUAGAGGAUGGAAAGGAGAAAAAAUGGAUCUUAUUCCUGAAAUAUCCUACUUUUCAAAUCCACGGAAGAGCACAACUAUGCAAGAAUAUGAUCUUUAUUUUGCUUAUACGAAAAUGUUUCCUCUCUGGGAUCCCCGAAAGCCAAAAGAUAAUUCGGAAUAUUUGCCAGUCAUUAGAGAAAAUAUAUUUGCACAAGAAAGUACCAAACCUGUUCCGUCUCUUACGUCACUCAAUUAUGGAAAAUCCACUCUGAUUCCUUACGACGAAGUCGAAACGGCUUUCAAGAGAUCGCAGGCAACAGCUGAAUUUUAUAGGAAACAGGGAGCAUUGGAAAUCGACGAUAAAAAAAUGGCGGAUUGAACAGAAAUCGAAUCAAAUAAUAUCUAAACUUGUGUGGCAAUAAAAAUAAAACUUAGCUGAUUAUUAAA